Symsagittifera roscoffensis is the source of this 1086-nucleotide messenger RNA. RefSeq names its product superoxide dismutase [Cu-Zn]-like. Bases 155 to 823 code for a protein of 222 amino acids. Gene Ontology annotation, biological process: superoxide metabolic process. Gene Ontology annotation, molecular function: copper ion binding. Lineage: Eukaryota; Metazoa; Xenacoelomorpha; Acoela; Convolutidae. The record is from RefSeq and is a predicted model, not a curated record. The transcript is spliced from 5 exons.
CACAUCGAAUUUGAUUUGUAAUUGGUUUUACUUUUGUGUAGUAUAGCUUUGAAAACUAGUUUAAUCUGUCUGUUCUAUUGUCACGCAAACAUCAGCGAAUCUUGAUCAGUGAAUUUGUGUCAAGCUACUUAAACUGUUUUGUUAAGUUAUAAAUAUGCAGUUGUUUCUGGUCAUAAGUCUUUACUUGAUCAACUAUGCGCUUUCGCAUUCAUCCUGCACUGCAAGAAAUGAUGCAAGCUCCGAUGUUUCAUUCAACCAUUAUGGCAUGUGCGUCUUCCAAGAUAAUCUACAAGGAGCUGUCUUCCUCAGAGAAGGCAGUUCUGGCCUUGAGUACAGAGUACAGGUGAAAGGGCUGUCCCAUGGCUAUCAUGGCUUCCACGUGCACACGUACGGCAGUGUGUACAGGGCAGAUGUGGGAGAGGGCAGAUGUGUGGCCUCGGGGGGUCACUAUGACCCACUGAGUGCUACUCAUGGAAACAUCAAUGAUACCAACAGGCACGUGGGUGACCUUGGCAACAUCUGUGCGAAUGAAGACGGUGAGGCGGUGGACGUGUUUGUGGAUUCUGACAGCUCCCUCACUGGGACAAACCCCAUCAGAGGCAGAGCAAUUGUGAUCCACGCUGGCCCAGAUGACUUCACCUCUCAGCCGAGUGGUGACUCCGGAAGUAGAGUUGGCUGUUGCAUCAUUGGCCAAUCACAGUCAUGGAUUCCGAGUGAAAUAUCCUUCGGAUACACGGAUAGUUCAAUUUCCAUUGUCAGGUCCCAGGUUGUUGAGAUGGCAAUGGUUGGAGUAUUUUUGAUAGUGCUAAAGUUCAUGGUUUGAAAUUGAAGUAGAGAUGACAUUUAUUUUACCAGAUAAUUAACACUAAUAAUAAACUUUAAAAUUAACACAGCUUGGAAGUUUACAUUAAAUUUACAACAAUCGGAAAAUCUCGUUUCUCUUGAAGGUUCUUAAUAUGACAUGAAUCUUACGGUUUUGAAAGUAAACAUUCUCUUCGUACGUAUGAUUUUGUCGGAGACAAUAAUGUUUUUUUUUGGCCCAGUUUGUAAAGUUUUAAUUGAUUGUAAAAUAUUUGUGCUUUAAAC